This is a messenger RNA of Trichosurus vulpecula (common brushtail), 438 nucleotides long. RefSeq names its product protein FAM92A-like. NCBI's taxonomy places the organism in Eukaryota, Metazoa, Chordata, Mammalia, Diprotodontia, Phalangeridae. The transcript has a single exon. Gene Ontology annotation, cellular component: ciliary basal body; ciliary transition zone. Gene Ontology annotation, biological process: cilium assembly. The record is from RefSeq and is a predicted model, not a curated record. Bases 1 to 438 code for a protein of 145 amino acids.
AUGCUGAGGCGGAAUCUGGAAAGCCGGGAUGCCCAGACCAGCCAGCUGCAGGAUGCCAUCUCCAACAUGGAGAAGCACUUCGGCGAUCUGCGCCAGAUCUUGGCAGCGUACCUGCGUAAAAUGGUCCGGCUGCAAGACAAAGCCGACCUCCAGGUGAAUGAUAUCAACUCCUACGCAGCCACCAAGAUGCCCAUCCUGAAGGAUAGCCUCAAGAACCUUGAUGAUGAGUUCGUCAAACUUCAAGAUUAUAGGCAAGUGGAGGAUGAAAGACUUGAAGCCGAAGUAGUUGAACCUUUGAAAACUUAUGAAACUAUUGUGAAAAUGAAACGGGAGGAUCUCAAAGCAACUCUAACAGUAAAGAAUCGAGAAGCUAAGCAGUUAACUCAACUAGAAAGGACACGUCAGCGCAAUCCAUCAGAUCAGCAGGUUAUACUUUGA